CUCCUUUCUUCCGAAUUUGGUAUGGGCUACGCAGAGACGACAUUGCAAAAAUUCUAUUAGGAUCCUCAGCAGCGGCCAUCUCUGGAAUCUCAAAGCCCUUGUUUGGUUACUUCAUCAUGACAAUUGGCGUGGCAUACUAUGAUCAAGAUGCAAAAAGAAAAGUCAGCAAAUAUUCUUUGAUUUUCUUCGGGGCUGGGAUGGUCACACUGGCCAGUAGCAUCUUGCAGCACUACAUUUAUGGUGUUAUUGGAGAAACGGCAAUGAAAAACCUAAGAGAGGCCCUCUUUUCAUGUAUGCCAUAUGAAAACUUUCUUCACUGGUCUUGUCAAUAUCUUGCACGAGUUUUCAUUGUUCACAAUAUGACAAGUUUUUUUUUUGUUUUAAUACACUGCAGCUGUGCUCCAAAAUGAGCUUGGUUGGUUUGAAAAGCCAAAGAAUGGUGUAGGAUCUCUUACCUCACGCAUUGUCAGUGACACAUCAACAGUAAAGAGCAUCAUAUCUGAUAGGAUGGCAGUCAUUGUGCAAUGCAUCUCUUCAAUCCUGAUAGCAACAACGGUAAGCAUGUUCGUCAACUGGAGGAUGGGUUUAGUAUCAUGGGCAGUCAUGCCAUGCCAUUUCAUCGGCGGCCUUAUCCAAGCCAAGUCAGCCAAGGGAUUUUACGGCGACGCUGCUAUUGCUCACCAGGAGCUCGUGUCCCUUGCUUCGGAGGCUGCUAGCAACAUCCGGACCGUGGCAUCCUUUGUUUAUGAAGAUGAAAUCAUGAAGAAAGCAGAACUGUCGCUGCAAGAACCCAUGAGAAUCACCAAGAUUGAGAGCAUGAAGUAUGGGAUAAUCCAAGGGAUCUCGCUCUGCCUGUGGAACAUCGCACAUGCAGUGGCACUCUGGUACACCACAGUUCUGGUCCAGAGAAAGCAAGCAUCAUUUGAGAACAGCAUACGGUCAUACCAGAUAUUCUCGCUCACGGUGCCUUCCAUCACAGAGUUAUGGACCCUGAUUCCCAUGGUCAUGUCAGCCAUAACAAUACUGAAUCCUGCAUUUGACAUACUUGACAGAGAGACGCAGAUUGUGCCAGAUGAACCAAAAGCGACAAGUGACUGCUGGCUCGUGGGGAGAAUUGAGUUUCAGGGUGUGAACUUCAACUAUCCAUCACGCCCAGAGAUCACCAUUCUGGAUGGCUUCAAUCUAGUCAUCGAGCCUGGCCAAAGGGUAGCAUUGGUUGGCCCAAGCGGUGCAGGAAAAUCCUCUGUCCUGGCUCUCAUACUGAGAUUCUACGAUCCGCACAGAGGUACAGUGCUAGUUGACAACAAAGAUAUAAGGGACUACAACCUCAGAUGGCUCAGGAGGCAAAUUGGAUUAGUUCAACAGGAACCAAUUCUGUUCAACACAUCCAUCAGAGAUAACAUUAGUUAUGGAAGUGAAGAAUCUUCAGAAACUGAAAUCAUCCAGGCUGCCAUGGACGCAAACAUUCACGAGUUCAUCAGCGGUUUGCCAGAAGGGUACGGCACAGUCGUUGGAGACAAAGGAGGUCAGCUUUCAGGAGGGCAGAAACAGCGCAUAGCUAUCGCAAGAACUCUACUAAAGAGGCCAGACAUUCUGCUUCUUGACGAGGCAACUAGCGCACUCGAUGGUGAGUCUGAGAGGGUGGUGAUGACUUCUUUAGGGGCCAAGGAGUGGAACAACAGAGGUGAGCGAUCAAGCAAUAUUACAAGCAUCACAGUGGCGCAUAGAUUGUCCACAGUCAUAAAUGCAGACAUGAUUGUUGUGAUGGAGAAAGGGAAGGUGGCUGAAACCGGUGACCACCAAACACUGAUAUCUGCAGAUGAUGGUGUUUACUCAAGGCUGUUUCACUUGCAAAGCAACAUGAAGGAUUGAUAGCUCUAUCAAGCCCCAUUGUAGCCACGAGACCCGAUCUAAAUAUAUUUAGGUGCUUUGCCAGCAUUUGCAGUAUUGCUCAGAUGCAUUUACUGCCAGUUGACAGAUUGUAAUAACAUAGCUAUCUCUUCAUAUGUUCAAGAUGCUUCAUCCAUGAGUUAAAAAAAUGGGUCACAUUGUCCUCCAUCCAACUUAAUAUUUGCCACAUUUUGGGGUAUCAUACUGAAGUACUCUUUUCUAUCAAUUAGGUCAUUCCUCUGAUUUUUUUUCGAAAAGAGGGGACAUCCCUCGGCCUCUGCAUCGAGUGAUGCACAUGUUAGGAAUAAGCAACUUGUAUUCCCAUGAGGCCAUAGGCCGAUAUAUAUACAUGUACAGGUGUGGAACAUAUGCAGGAAACCCCUUAUACAA
Molecule: messenger RNA, 2280 nt
Organism: Aegilops tauschii subsp. strangulata
Lineage: Eukaryota; Viridiplantae; Streptophyta; Magnoliopsida; Poales; Poaceae
Source: RefSeq, a predicted model, not a curated record